This is a messenger RNA of Cooperia oncophora, 741 nucleotides long. Lineage: Eukaryota; Metazoa; Nematoda; Chromadorea; Rhabditida; Trichostrongylidae. The record is from the annotation of a GenBank genome assembly.
UGCCUUUUCAGCCGAAGAAAAACGAAAACGAAAGCUCGACUUAAGCAGGCAGUUAUUGAGGAGAAUGAGAAACUAAAUGAGAAAAAGACUGUUGCAACGGAAGUGAAAAGCUCCAACACAGCACCGCCUAAAGAAGUGAAAACUGCACCUUCACCUGCUGUACAGCCAGCUACUCCCUCCGCACCGAAACCAUCCACUUCUGUCACGAAACCGAGCACGUCUGUGUCAACGCCACCGGUAGCACCGAUUUCGAAUGGGACCAUUGGAAAGGGCACCAUCGACAAGGAGACGUUUGAACGAGAAAAGGAGCGGGCCGACAGAGCUGUUGGACAGACACGCAAAUUGCUGAAUUUCUUCGUGAAACAGGGAGUUUCACAUGCGGACCGAUUCCGACGAAUGGGUGAAGAAGAACUACUUGAGCAAGAUAUGGAGCAGUUUGGUAGGAACUUGUGGGAAGAACACGUGUUAAAGAUCUGUCGUGAGCGAGAUGAGCUGCGAAUGCUUCGUCGAAGUGAUAAAGAGCAGAUGCGAAAGUUAUGCGAAGAUGAAUUCCGCUCCGAGUUGACGAUCAUUCUGAAAUGGGCAAUGCCAGACGAUGUGGUAACGUACGAGAAUUGCUUUCAAAUGAAGGACAAGCUGUUGGGCAUGCUGAAUGCGGAUCCAGAGGAGAGCGAAGAGUUGUCACAACAGUCAGAAGUAUUCGUACCAGAAUCACCACGUGCGGAUUCUCUGACAGAGUAA